Messenger RNA from Paramecium sonneborni, 879 nucleotides. Lineage: Eukaryota; Ciliophora; Oligohymenophorea; Peniculida; Parameciidae. The record is from the annotation of a GenBank genome assembly.
AUGAAAAGAAAAAAUAUUUCAAAAAAAAAAGCAGAAAAUUUUAUAAAUAAAAAGUAGCCAAUUAAAAAGGAAGUAGGCAAACCUACAGGAAUUAUUAAAGCAACUUAAGAAAUUGAACUCCCUAAAAUUUGGAGUUGUUUAAAUAUAGAAAAAUAGUUGAUUUUCUUUUUUAUUUCUAUUGGUCGACAUGUAAGCCUUCAUUUGGCAGGAACAAAUAAAAGUCAAAAUAAUGAGGAGGACGACAAAUUUAAAGAAAAAUAAUAAAAAAUUGAAGCUAUUCAAUAAAGUAAAUCUACUUAUGAGUAUUUAUAACAAAUUGCUUAAAGUUUGUUUGAUUGGAAAUGCACCAAAUUAAAUGUUGUGUAUUUUUUUAGGAACAACUAUAAUUUUAAACUUGGUUAUGAAAAAAUGACUUUAAUUAAUAAUUAAUGGAAUUCUAUUAUGAAGAAUAUUAAAUUCUUAUUAAAUGAAAAUUUUUAUUAUGAAUUUAUUGGGAUUUUAAGAAUGUUCGAAUAAAAUUACUCUAAUAUUUAAAUAGUUGAUUAAUUAAUUAAAUAAUCUCAAUAAUUGGAUUAGGUACCAUAACUUGUUCAAAAUUUUUUUAUACUAUUACAUAAAUAAAAAAUAAUUGUAUCUUAAGGAUAGAUAACAACCUGUACAUAACUUGAAAACUUAAAGAAAGUUUAUUUAAACUCUUUAAUAGAGCACAAGUAAUUCUUAUGUGAAAUCAUAGAAAAUAUAAGAACAAUAAUGUAUUAAAAACAAAAUCAAGAUUCUUAAUAUAUUUUUGAGGAAGAACAAAAGGAGAGAGUAUUUGAUGAUAACAACAACAACCCUGAUAUAUAUUUUUAGGAUUUCUAAAUGGAACAAUUUUAUUGA